CUUAGGAUGCAACAGCUGAAUGAAUGUGAAAUCAAAAACUAACAAAUAAAGCAAAAAGGAGGAAAUCUCCAACAAAGAACCAAAGCAACACAAACCAAAGGAGAAUAUACCAAACAACUCACUAAGAAAAGAAGCAAUUGAAAAGGGGGAGAGAAAUCGAUUGAGACAAGAUGAAGUUGGAGGCAUCUCUAGAGGACAUGAGUGAGUGGAGGGAGGUCGACUUUGCACUGAACAGCACCUACAUUGUCCAUGACCAGUCGUCCGAACCUAGCUUCAGUCUGCCCAAGGCUAUGACCUCCAUUCCACGGAACCUCACAUUCCAGUACAGUGAAGACAACCAGGUAAUUGGUGUCUUCAGCAAAGAGUAUAUACCUCAGGGUACACGAUUCGGGCCUCUACAAGGAGUCAACUACACCAAAGACAACGUGCCCCCUCAGACUAACAGAAAAUACUUUUGGAGGAUCUACAGUGGUGGGCAGCUACACCACUUCAUUGAUGGCUACGACGUGCAGCGCAGUAACUGGAUGCGGUACGUCAACCCCACGCGCUCACUAGCCGAACAGAACUUGGUGGCCUGUCAAAAUGGCCAGGAGAUCUUCUUCUACACCGUCCGGCCUGUGGAGCCCAAGCAGGAGCUGCUGGUGUGGUACAGUGGGGAGUUCUCCCGAAGACUGUGUAGUCAGCCUGAGCAACCAGACAGAGAGAAGCCAAAGCACAUACCUGAUAUCGCAGGAUACGACUAUCAGAAGCAGCCCCUACCUCAGUACAUCUACAACCCUAAACAGACCCCAACCCCACACAAACUUCAAAGUGAGGGAGAGGAAGACGAAAUAGAUGAAAAGAUUGAUGUAGAGGUUAUCGAGAGGGACACGCCGCCUGACACACCAGACGAACAGGUUGUGGAUUUUAGCAAGAAGAUCCAUAAAGCUGCACCACCAGAGCCUGUGCAUUCUCCACAUUCCAAUCAAAGAGAGCUGAACAUGAGCACUAAUCCAUAUCCCACCCUUUCCCCACCUCAAGACCUUCCUCUCCACCUACAUGGCCUCUACGGUAAUCGGGAAGGCUUGAUCUCUUACCCUCUAUUGCCCUCACCAAGACCUCUACAAGCUCCAUAUCCUAUUUUAUCACCAUACAACCCCCAUUAUCAGCGCUUGUUGUUGCCUUCAUAUUCCCCUCCCUUUCCCUCUAUGUUGCCUUCGAAAGGGGGUCUCCGGUACAAUGGCUUCCUGGGUAGUGAUGGCUUGCCCUACCCCUCUAUACCCCAACCUGGUCUGUUACCUAUUACAUUGCCUUAUCCUACCCCACUUCAUGGAGGUCUGAAGGAAAGAAUCCCGAAUGCUCCACCCCAAGGAGCCCCCGCGACCCCAGAACUCUCCCCUCAGCCAAAGCACUUGCCCCAGCAAACCUUUCAGAAGACCUUCUCUGAAUGUGAAGAGGCCAUCAAUCUCAGCAUGGCAACACCCAAGAGCAUGUCACCAUCAUCCUCGUCCUCUCCACCAGUCCCUGGGUACAAAUCUCUCCCAUACCCACUUAAAAAGCAGAAUGGCAAGAUCAAGUAUGAAUGCAAUGUCUGUCUCAAAACAUUCGGUCAACUCUCCAACCUCAAAGUGCACUUGAGGGUCCACAGUGGAGAGAGGCCAUUCCAAUGUAAUCUUUGCAAAAAGAACUUUACCCAGCUAGCUCACUUACAGAAACAUCACCUUGUCCACACUGGAGAGAAGCCACAUGAGUGCCAGGUGUGUCACAAACGCUUCAGCAGCACCAGCAACCUCAAAACCCACCUACGCUUGCACUCCGGGGAGAAGCCCUAUCAGUGCAAGCUGUGUGGGGUGAAAUUUACCCAGUACAUACACCUCAAACUCCAUCGUCGGCUGCACAGCUCUCACGACCGGCCCCACUGUUGCCAGGCCUGCAACAGGGGUUUCAUCCAUCGCUUCUCUCUGCAUCUCCAUCAGCGUUCAGGCUGCUCUCCGACUGCCUGUACAGAAAUCCCAGAACUGAGGCGAGCAGCGGAGCUUGUAGAGUGCUUUGAUGCCAGUCACGAGGCUGAGGCUCUGCCUGAGAGUGCCGAAGAGUCUCAAGUAGAUGCCACCCUGGAAAAAUGGUUGGUGAGAAGUUUGGAGAGUGGCGAAGGGAAAGAGGACCUUGGAUUCCUCAAGACCUUUGCUGCAGUACCACAAAGGGUGACUGCCAUCGGACAUCACCAAGAAAGAGCCAGUGUGGUACACUUCAACCGUCAACCCUCUAUAAAGACAGAGGAGGAGUAGUCAAGGGAGAAAGAUGAAAGGAUGACAUUAUAGCUUUUUCAGGUCUUCCUAAAAAAAAAAAAAAAUGUAUUUAAGCACAUGGAAUUCCCUAGUUGACACCAAAAAACCUCUCCUCCCUGGUACACAGGGAUAAAUCAGAGAGAGGAAGAGGAAAUGAGAGGCGCACCAAACAAAUAGUGUUUCCAAAGACUUGAAUAAUGUGUCAAGUGAUUGCACUUCUACUCUCUUACCUGCUUUAGAAUGAAGAUGUGAUUUAUAAUGUCCUCAUACUUUGUUUGGUUUUUAUUCUGAUGAGAGUCGGUUUGUGUGAGUUUGUCUUAACUUAUUAUUGCAAAAGUUUUUUUUUCUAACUUUUUUUAAGAGCACUGUAUCAAAUGUAGUUGAAUACUUAUUUGUGUACUUUUAUGUGUUCUUUUUAUGUAUGGCUUACUGUUGUGAUUUAUUUUAAAUGUUGGGAUUCUCAGGAAUAGUUUGUCAAUCCCUCUAUGGACACUAUGUGACAGUCCCUGAUGCAUUGGAUAUUUACUGUCCAUUCCAAGUGUGAUUUCAGUGUAUAUGUGUACAAAUUGAGUAUGUUUGAAUGAUUGUUCCUGGAUUUAAAUUACUUUAGACAAGAGCCCUUUUGAAAAUAUAAAAAGCUAUAUUGACAGUAGUGUCAAUCUAGGUUUAAUUCACUGUAAUUUCUGAAUUGCUUUUCAAAACUUUGUGUUUUCUUGUCAGCAAAUAUAUUCUGAACCCCUUUGACAUUGAAAAGUAAACAUGCAUGACUUUUUAUUUAAUAUUUAAAUUGAAAGAAAGAUUCUUUGUUUUAUUAGUUUUAUUUUAUUGUUUGUUAGUUGGUUGUGUUUACCAUUGCUUACUGUUUUCUCUUUAAUCCAAACAAGUAUUUUAGCACUAUGAAAAUUUCCAAAUCAAUGUAGCUGGAAUUGAAUUUGCCAAUCACCUCAGAUGAAGAUUGCAAUACUUCUUCUUUUUUUGCAGACACAACAGUACCUCAUACUAAAACAAUUAAAUUGUUAGCUUGAUUUUUUACACUUGUUUAAUUUAUUUGAUAUCAGCACUGGAAAAAGCUGGAACUAGAUCCAAGUGCAGUAUAUUUGAUACUUAGCUACAAAAGGGAUUAUAAAUGAUACUGUUCCAUAACUUUUUUGUACAGUUCUUUUGUUUUUUCUAGUUUAUUUUUGACUCCAUCUGAAAGAUGUUGAUACUUUAUAUGUGAGAAACUAUUUUUGAUAAACUUUUAUAAUGUAGCACAUUAAACAUUACUUCUCUAAGCUCUCUGCUUUUUCUGUCAUGUCGUGGUGUUGAUGAACUUACUAUGUCAAUAUAAUCAUGUAUUCACACUU
Molecule: messenger RNA, 3613 nt
Organism: Xyrauchen texanus (razorback sucker)
Lineage: Eukaryota; Metazoa; Chordata; Actinopteri; Cypriniformes; Catostomidae
Product: PR domain zinc finger protein 1-like
Exons: 7
Coding region: 171-2267 (698 amino acids)
Biological process (GO): regulation of transcription by RNA polymerase II; cell fate commitment
Cellular component (GO): nucleus; cytoplasm
Molecular function (GO): RNA polymerase II cis-regulatory region sequence-specific DNA binding; histone deacetylase binding; DNA-binding transcription repressor activity, RNA polymerase II-specific
Source: RefSeq, a predicted model, not a curated record